AUGCCUUUCAGCUGGGUCCUUUCAUCCUGGAUCCAUUUCCGGGUACCCCACGAUCUUGAUCUCCGGGAUGCUACUAGCCCCCAAGCAGAUGCCAUCGAACCGAUCCGCCAGGCCAGUGGUCAUCGUCGGAGCGCCUGGGGACGUGUCCAGUCCGACCCUGAGCUGACAGUGCUAUUUUCCAUGUGGGAAUCUCGCUCUGCUUACGAUACCUUUGCCGCCUCAGGCGCAGCCCAAACAUUCUACGAGGCCAUUGCAGCCCUUCAUCCAGCCAACACAGCUGCUAGCAAUAUUAUCACAUAUCUGGCAAAUUUCCCCCGCGAGCAGCUCUCUCGUCCAACUUUCCACCCGCACACUCAGCUCAGACCUGUUUUCUUCCCUAAUCUUUCUGAAGAGGCCCGGGAGGCUGUCUUCAGGCAUGGAGGCCCCGCGUAUCCGUUUGCCUUCGCGAUGCAUGGCGGAAGGUCGGAACUUUGGGACGAAAUCAGUGCGUUCCAUACUGAUCCUCGGCGGGGAUGGAUAGAAGGGGAGAUGGUUCGGCCUUGUGCUCAGCUCCCUGGCGAGUCAACCGUCGCCGGAAAUUCCACCGAGGCUGAAGCGCCAGUUACGAAAGUGGAGUGUCGCGUCUUACUGAUUGUGAUGUCGUGGAGAAGUAGCGAGCCCAAGCAGAACUUUUUGGAGACUACGCCCAUUCUACGGGGGCAGGAGUCGGUACCUGUCAUGCAGGAGUGGGAGGAUACGCUAGGGGCAAACGGGGCAGUAGGUUGGAAGGACUGGUAUGUGGAUUUUGAGAUGGUGAGGAAGGUAGAUAAGGUGUGGUCUUUGACUGAGCUGUAA
Penicillium riverlandense is the source of this 834-nucleotide messenger RNA. RefSeq names its product putative quinol monooxygenase. The transcript has 2 exons. The record is from RefSeq and is a predicted model, not a curated record. Bases 1 to 834 code for a protein of 277 amino acids. Lineage: Eukaryota; Fungi; Ascomycota; Eurotiomycetes; Eurotiales; Aspergillaceae.